UACAGGCAUAGUCAACUUGUACCUACAUGAAAAUUCAACUGCGCAUGCCCAAAAUGUUCUUGUAAAUGUGUACCUGCCAUAUUAUAUUGGUUUUGACACUGUGUUUGACUUCCAAGAUGCAAAUGUCACCCAAAUAUCUCAUCUUCCAGAGCCUGGAAUGUCUUUUUCGAUUGCUGAAAUAGAUUUUAGAGACAAUGUAUCAUUUUCCUUCAAUCUUAUUCUUGACCCCGCGCGACAAUUGCCAAUGGGAAUGGACUAUGUUGAAACUGUUUUGCCUGUAGACAUGACAACUCGAGGCGCCCAAAGGCCAGACAGAGCCGACACUGGAGUAAUGUACACCCAGCUGCUUGUGUACGAGUUUGGCUUCAGUACAGAGUCACCAAAUGUGAUAGGAAUGGAAAGUGGAGUGAUUCAAAACUGCCAGAUAACGGCCUCGUCCUACCUUGACACAAAUAGGCCGGAGGAAGCAAGACUGAACACGGGGUCUGGAUGGAAACCGCUCGUCAGAGGAGCUCCUUUUUGUACAGAUGAAUAUUUACAGAUAAACAUUGGAACCUCGGCGUAUAUCACUGGUCUACAGCUACAGUCUACAACAAACAGCUAUCAGGAUAUCGUGGCUUCUUUCAAGCUUCAGUUCAGUGAUGACGGUGUGAUCUGGUAUGACGUCAUGACACACACUGGCAUAUCUCAGAUGGUAUUUGAAGUGAGUGUAAGUGGUGCAGGUUCUGUAAGUGACGUGUAUGACGUAGAUUUAAAUGAGACUGAACGCUUCAAUGCGCAAUACGUCAGGGUAAUUUCUGGCCCAUGUUUACUUGGUCUUCGUUUGGAACUCAAAGGUCUAAAAUACACAGGACCGACAGUUGACUGUUCAACAAUAUCGGAAACAGUCACGCCCGUAACUGAGCAAAGCUACGUUGUUGAUAGUGCCAAGGGCAACAUUUUUGUCUGCGGGCUUGAGAGCGUUGGCGGAGAUGUGUACUGUUCUUUCUCGGAUGAUAAUGGAGCGUCUUGGCUAGAAAUUGACGACAACUUAAGUAAUAUCAUUGCGCUUGUCAGCAAUACAUCAAUAGUGAUUGGAAAAGCUAAUGACAAUGUCACCCUUCUUGUGAGUGAAGACGAUGGUUUUACUUGGAAUGCACUUACAGACGAAUGCUUUAAUGAACUGCAAGCCAUGGCUGGAUACACGGAAUUUAAAACUUUCCCGUAUGAAGAUACGAGAGGACAAAGUUUCAAUGACAUGUAUGCAACGUACGGUAUGGACGGACCAGGCAGCAUGUCACUUACAGGUACAAUCAGUGGCAUUGCUGUGACAGAUGGAGGUACCUGGAUUGAAACUGCAUGGUGGGGAACGGAUGACUGGAACCUUCUUUAGUGAUUCCAGCUGGCAUGCAACUUCAGUGGCUGAAUGUUUUCUCUUUUUUUUUUGUACUUUUGUUUCAUAGUUUCUCUUUUUAAGUUUGUCAGACAGAUUAUAAAGAAAAGUGACGUGUCUGAAAAUAGUUGAAAUGCAAAUAAUGUCUGGAAUGACGAUUGUUUUUUUU
Molecule: messenger RNA, 1541 nt
Organism: Mercenaria mercenaria
Lineage: Eukaryota; Metazoa; Mollusca; Bivalvia; Venerida; Veneridae
Product: lactadherin-like
Exons: 10
Coding region: 158-1372 (404 amino acids)
Source: RefSeq, a predicted model, not a curated record